UUCUUUGGCAGAUAUGUUAAUAGGAAUUAAGACCUUAUUCAUUUUUAUUUAUCAGCAUCAAGUUGAGAAUGAAAUUUCAUGCAGCAUCAGUCUUGGCAUGCUUAUAGCAGCGAACAUAGCAUCAACUUCCACCAUCGCUCUAAUAGCAAUUGACCGAUAUCUUUACAUUCUGAAUGGCCUUCACUAUCAUAGAUAUAUUACAACAAAACAUCCAUAUUAUGCGGUCCUAUUUGUUUGGAUUUUAGGCUCGUUAAUGGGCUUAGUGCCAAUUUUUACUUGGCAAUAUCCAAUGAACGGAGGGAAUUGUUGGUUUUUAGUUUUAGUACCACCAAAGAUCUUUCUUAUUGCUGUUAUUACAGGAAUGGUACCAAUACUUCUUGUAUUGGUUCUGUACUGUAUUAUUUUGAAAAAAGCUUUGAACAGUAGAAACCAAAUAAAUUACAGUCUUAAGAUCCAUGAGAGAGAUUUACGUACGUUUCAUGGCAGAAAACAGAUCACUUCGAAUUGUGCCGAUGAAGAUCUACCAACUAGAGUUCGAUGUUUUGGUCUGCCUUGCUGUCAAAAAAAAACCCUUGAAAUUACACCGUAUUUUUGUGAUAAUAAGUGGAAGGCGGUUAAAAUUGUUGUCUUCACAACAGGAGCAUAUUUCAUCACAUGGUUUCCAUUUUUUGUAACAUAUAUUUUAUAUGCCCGCUGUGAUAUCAACAUGGAUUUCGAACAUUGUGAAUAUUUAGCAUAUCUUUUGAGCAAUCCAUUGUCAGUACUUAUUAUAAGCAACAGUCUAUUGAAUCCUCUUAUUUAUGCUUGGUGGCAUCCUGGAUUUAAGGUAUCGAUCAAGAAAAUGUAUUCCAAAGUAUCUCAGAAAAGAUAUCAAAAAGAUACAUUUACACAACCGAAGAUUCAGAAUACUUUUGAAGAAAGUUGAACUAGACAAUGAUAAUCUUCAAAGAUUAUACGAUUUAUUAAACUUUCAAAAUAUUGUAGUUGUAAAUUUUAUCGAUAAAAUUAAAUAACAGCCAAACCAAC
This is a messenger RNA of Episyrphus balteatus (marmalade hoverfly), 1026 nucleotides long. RefSeq names its product glucose-dependent insulinotropic receptor-like. The transcript has 3 exons. Gene Ontology annotation, cellular component: membrane. Bases 14 to 925 code for a protein of 303 amino acids. Lineage: Eukaryota; Metazoa; Arthropoda; Insecta; Diptera; Syrphidae. The record is from RefSeq and is a predicted model, not a curated record. Gene Ontology annotation, biological process: adenylate cyclase-activating G protein-coupled receptor signaling pathway; G protein-coupled adenosine receptor signaling pathway. Gene Ontology annotation, molecular function: G protein-coupled receptor activity.